Messenger RNA from Dromiciops gliroides (monito del monte), 2854 nucleotides. It is a transcript of the gene SSTR2, whose product is annotated as somatostatin receptor 2. The record is from RefSeq and is a predicted model, not a curated record. Gene Ontology annotation, biological process: cellular response to glucocorticoid stimulus; neuropeptide signaling pathway; cellular response to estradiol stimulus. Gene Ontology annotation, cellular component: membrane; neuron projection. Lineage: Eukaryota; Metazoa; Chordata; Mammalia; Microbiotheria; Microbiotheriidae. Gene Ontology annotation, molecular function: neuropeptide binding; somatostatin receptor activity. The transcript has 2 exons. The coding region runs from base 436 to 1545 and encodes 369 amino acids.
UCGAGCUUGGAGACAGAAAGCGAUGGAGAGACAGGCGCACAGACACAAGCGCGCGCACACAGACAGAGAGCACAAGCUAACGGGUUCCGCUCUACACAGUCUGUUUGCAGGGCUGCAGAACGCAGCUGUCUGAGCUCCCUGCACCCAGUGACCCGCUGGUCCGAGGUGCUAGGUAGAGCAGGUAGGCUAGGGCCCUCCGGAACCAAGAGAGGGUAGCGAAGAGAAGGAAUUCUCGGCUCCAGUCUACUCCAGAGACCCCUACCAGAAGGAAGCCUGGACCAGAGGAGCGGAGCAAGAAGACUAAUUGCACCAGCGGAGCUGGGCAAACGAAGAUGCCACGAAUUGUCUUUUGCCUCCAGGAUCCCCUGAGGUGAAAACGGGUUCACUUCAAGUUCUUUGAACUGGUUAGGGGUAACCCAUUGCUACAAAGCAGCCAUGGAUAUGGAGUUUGAUCUACCCAAUGGGAGUCAAACAUGGUCACCCCCUUUAUUUGACCCCAAUGGGUCAAUGGCAUCUGCAAACAACUCAAACAAAACAGAACCAUACUAUGACCAGACUAGCAAUGCUGUUCUCACCUUCAUCUACUUUUUGGUCUGUAUCAUUGGGUUGUGUGGUAACACACUGGUCAUUUAUGUCAUCCUCCGUUAUGCCAAGAUGAAGACCAUCACCAAUAUCUACAUCCUUAACCUGGCCAUUGCUGAUGAGCUCUUCAUGCUGGGUCUGCCCUUCCUGGCCAUGCAAGUUGCCUUAGUCCACUGGCCCUUUGGCAAAGCCAUCUGCAGGGUGGUCAUGACUGUGGAUGGCAUCAACCAGUUCACCAGCAUCUUCUGCUUGACUGUGAUGAGCAUUGAUCGCUACCUGGCUGUGGUCCACCCCAUUAAGUCAGCCAAGUGGAGGAGACCCCAGACAGCCAAGAUGAUUAAUGUGGCUGUAUGGGGACUCUCCCUGCUGGUUAUCUUGCCGAUCAUGAUAUAUGCUGGUCUCAGGAACAAUCAAGGAGGGAGAAGCAGCUGCACCAUCAACUGGCCAGGUGAAUCUGGAGCUUGGUACACAGGGUUCAUCAUCUACGCCUUCAUCUUGGGGUUCCUAGUGCCCCUCACAAUCAUUUGCCUUUGCUACCUGUUUAUCAUUAUCAAGGUCAAGUCCUCUGGAAUCCGAGUAGGUUCUUCCAAGAGGAAAAAGUCAGAGAAGAAGGUUACCCGCAUGGUAUCAAUUGUAGUGGCUGUCUUUAUCUUCUGCUGGCUCCCUUUCUACAUAUUUAAUGUUUCUUCAGUCUCGGUUGCCAUCAUGCCCACCCCAGCUCUCAAAGGCAUGUUUGACUUUGUGGUGGUACUUACCUAUGCCAACAGCUGUGCCAACCCCAUUCUAUAUGCUUUCUUGUCUGACAACUUUAAGAAGAGCUUCCAGAAUGUCCUCUGUCUGGUCAAGGCGAGUGGCACAGAUGAUGGGGAGAGGAGUGACAGCAAACAAGACAAGUCCCGACUGAAUGAGACCACAGAGACCCAGAGAACUCUGCUCAACGGAGAUCUCCAGACCAGCAUCUGAACCAUCUCUAAGAAUCUUCUUCUUUGCUUCUACCCAUUUGCUAUAUUCUUUUCCUCCUAUCUACUAUAGCCUUGUCCUGGAGAAAGAAGAUAGUUGUUCUGAGGGAGUCCUAAUGAGAGAACAGUAUUUGAACCUGCUUGUCUGAGUACAUGAUAAUACAUACAUUGAAUUGGUUACCUCCCCCACUUAAAGUGAACAAUUAGGAUUCAGGAAGGCUGUUCAAAGCCUGGAUGGAAAGAAAAGGAUUUUACUUGGGUAUGAUUUCCAGGAAUGCCAAGACUCAUCAAGAAUAGAGAUCUGUAUCUGUGUAUUUGUCUUUCAAAUAUGUUAUGUGAUCAUGUGUUAUUAUAUGAGUAUUUGCAGCCUACAAAUUUAUAUUCAUAUUUGUAGCUAUUCCCUAUAUAGUUAUCGCCUAAAUUCUUUGUGUUUGUGUAUACAUGCUUCCCAUAAACAAGCGUAUGUCGUAUAGAUGGAUAUCAAAUGCAGAAAUAUACACAGACAUGUAACACAUUACUGAGUUCAGGCAAAUAAUUCUAAGCCUGAGGAAUGGAAAAGCAAAAUUUUGAAGAAUCAGAAGAUAUGUUCACAUGUUCUAGCUGACAUACUACAAGGAUUAUUUAUUUAUUCAAGUGAGUUGAAGCAGUAACGGUUGUUGAUUACUGUAUUUAUCAAGAUACACCCAUCUUUGCUACAGUACUGUAUUUCUCCAUCUUAAGUUGCUUUAAUUUAGGGAACUGGGAGAGAGGGUGGGGUGGGGGGUAGACAUUAUCAAGAAAAUUUUUAAAUGGAUCAUGAUUCUUAUGGAGAUUACAUUUAUUGUCCCUACAAUGGAAAUUAAUAAAAAAUGAAGUAAAGAAAAAUAUACAUUAGAAACAAUGAAAUUGUCACAACAGCCAGAGAUGGUAGUUAAAUUGAUAGAUACAUAAAUAGAGCAUUUAUUAAGUGCUAUGUGCCAAUCAGUGUGCGAAGCCAAGGAAUUAAAAAUAUAAACAAGCAAUACAGACCCUAUCCUCAAAGAUCUUACAUUCUAAUGGGGGAAAACAACACAUAACAGGGGUGCUGGAAAGGGUGGGGGUCAGAGAAGGGUUAUGGACACAGUGGCACGGUUUGGAACUGGUGGCUAAGAAAGGAGGAUCCUGACUGGUUCCAGGCAACAUACAGUGGACCGUCACUUAUCAAAGUCCUGGGUGGUUACAGGGACUCAUUCUGAGGUUCCUGUGGGCAUGAUAGCCAGAGUAUAGUCAAUAUCGUUUGGAGCUAGUGUCUGGGAAGUGAUUAUCUUUCUCUUUCUUUCUUUCUUUCUUUCUUU